This is a messenger RNA of Aspergillus fijiensis CBS 313.89, 948 nucleotides long. RefSeq names its product S-adenosyl-L-methionine-dependent methyltransferase. NCBI's taxonomy places the organism in Eukaryota, Fungi, Ascomycota, Eurotiomycetes, Eurotiales, Aspergillaceae. The record is from RefSeq and is a predicted model, not a curated record. Bases 1 to 948 code for a protein of 315 amino acids. The transcript is spliced from 4 exons. Gene Ontology annotation, molecular function: O-methyltransferase activity.
AUGAAUCCCAGUCGAAUUGUGGAGUUAGCAACACGCAUUCAAGGACUGACGAAAGAGAUCGACAGUCAUCUACGAGAGAAUAACCUCCCGGCUCCUAGUUUUGAAGAAAACGGUCCCGUUGAGCUGGGCCUCUCGGGACACAUGUUAUCAGCCCGCGAAGAAGUCUUGUCGUCCACUCUUGAGCUUCACGACCUUUUCUUGGGGCCGUCAAAUUGCCUGCGUCCGGUGUUGAAUGGAGUCAGCCUGCAGGCAAUCUACAGAUUCGACAUCGCUCGCCAUGUUCCCGUGAACGGAGAAAUCUCUUUCAGAGAGCUCGCUGAGAAAUGUGGAUUCGACGAGGCCAACUUGCGUCGCACAUUGCGAUUUGCCAUGGCUUACCAUCAUGUCUUCCACGAGCCCCGCAAGGGCUUUGUCGCUCACACCGCGGCCUCACGCAGGCUGGUAGAUGAUCCCACCGUACGCGCUGGGCUCGGGUACAUGUUUGAAGAGGUCUGGCAGGGAUUUGCCCACAAGGGCAAUGUCAGCAGCCUGGUAGCCCAGGACUACCCCGAGCUCCAGUUCAUCGUCCAGGACCUGCCGAGUAUGAUCGUCGGCGCAGCGGAGAGUCUGCCAAAUGAGGUGCGGGACAGAAUGUCAUUUCAGGCGCACGACUUCUUCACACCGCAACCCGUGCGGGCCGAUGCGUAUCUGUUCCGGAACAUCUUCCCCAACUGGUCGGACUCGCCUGGCGUCCGGAUUCUUCAGGCGCUGAUUCCUGCCUUGCGGCCCGGAGCUUGGAUUAUCGUGAACGACUACCUGCUCCCUGAGCCAGGGUUACUCUCCCUGGUUAAGGAGCGUGCUGUCCGGAACAUGGACAUGAUCAUGUUUACACUCUCCAACUCCAGGGAGCGAAAAGAGGCGGACUGGGUUGAGUUGUUCCGGAAGGCUGAUUCUCGCUUUGCCAAUUGA